Rosa rugosa (rugosa rose) is the source of this 474-nucleotide messenger RNA. RefSeq lists its product as uncharacterized. The coding region runs from base 1 to 474 and encodes 157 amino acids. The record is from RefSeq and is a predicted model, not a curated record. Lineage: Eukaryota; Viridiplantae; Streptophyta; Magnoliopsida; Rosales; Rosaceae. Gene Ontology annotation, molecular function: nucleic acid binding; RNA-DNA hybrid ribonuclease activity. The transcript has a single exon.
AUGGGGUUGGCUGGUCGUAGCCCUCAAUUAUGUGAGCUUUGGGUUGCAUGCUUUUGUUCUACUCUAUGGUUCAUUUGGCACUCACGUAAUAAAGCUAGAUAUGAGGGUAUAGAGCCUAAUGUUUCUAGGGUUCAAAGGUUGAUCGUUGGGUGUGUUAAUGGCUCUAGUUGUUUGGCAUCUGGGCCCAUGAAUAACAUGAUUCAAGAUCUUAGGGUUGUCAAGCGCUUUGGAGCUUCAUGUAGGCCAAGGCGUGUUCCUCGCAUUACUGAGGUUCACUGGAAUUCCCCGCCAUAUGGUUGGAUUAAAAUAAAUACAGAUGGGGCUUGGAAGAGUACAUCCAAUGAAGCUGGUUAUGGUGGUGUCUUUCGAGAUCACAGGGGAAUUGUCAUAGGUGCAUUCUGUUCUAACCUUGACAUUCCAAGUUCGCUAGAUGCGGAGGUCGUGGCAGUUAUCAAAGCAAUUGAUUUAGCUUAA